AUGAACGGAUCGAGCGGACGAACGGAGAACUCGUCGAAACUUUCUCACAGGAAUCGUCGAGAUUAUGCAAUUGAUACCGUUCGUUUGAUCUUAUUGGGUUACGCAAUAGUUCCAUGUUGGGGGUCAACGGUGCCGAUAGAAAAGAAACACGAGACUCCUAUGCACAAGGUCGAGCUCACUCAGAAGGGAUACAUUCAGUUUCUACGAUGGGAGCUGCCGGUGCCGGAGUUUACGGAGUUCACCUUCUGCCUGUGGAUGCAAUCGAACGAUCUCACUCAUUCUCAUCCCAUAUUUUCCUACUCGAAAAACGAGCGAGAGCGCCUGGUACGAUCGUGGAUAGCGCCACAUGGCAGGAGCAUUCACCUUGAGAUCGGAGGAAAACAGGUGCUCGCGAUGCCGACCGAUAUUCUAGAGAAUCGGUGGUACCAUUUCUGUCUCAGCUGGGAGAACCAGGCCGGGCUCUAUGGACUCUGGAUCAACGGCCGGCUCUGGGCUCAAGGUCAUUCCGAUGAGACGAUAGGACAGACGAUCCCGAGUGGAGGAGACAUCGUGCUGGGCCAGGAGUACACGGACUUUGACAAAGGGCUGGAGGACGGUAUCGAGGGUUCUGUAUUGGGCUUCAACCUUCUUCUAGCUUCGGCUUUCGAUAGCCCGCACACAGACUACCAGCUGGAAACCUCCUACGAUUCGACUCGGGUGUCCACCUCGAGUUACGCCACGGUUCCGCUUUUUGCGAGGAUUCCAACGAAACUGAUGCAACGCGCCAUCGAUUAUGGAACGCGAACGAGAACGCCUUACACAUUCCUGCCGACUAAUUCUAAUAAACUUCGAGGACGUGGCUACGACGAGAACGCCGUGUCUCUGCCUCUGCUCACUGGCACAGCUAAAUCCAUCUCUUCUGGAACGACCGAUCCAUGGCGCGAUGCUACGAGCGUAGAACUGUCCAGGUUGCAAGAACAACCUCUAGGACUGCAAUUGAUAAAAUUGUCGUACACACACUGUGAAAUUGGUAGAGGGAGUCCUUACAUUGGUGGCAAGCUGAUGUUGAUUUCGUGGACCAGAACUGCGGUUCGUAUCUUUGGUGGAGCUUUGUUGAAGAACGUUGCCAGCGAUUGUGGCAAUUUCUAAGAAUUUACAGUAGCAGCUCUUUCAUACUGUACGAUAGAAUCGAAAUUGCUGCAGACACAUCCAGUAACCACGUUUUCGAACGUAGAGAAAGCGUUUAAAUUUA
Bombus pyrosoma is the source of this 1231-nucleotide messenger RNA. RefSeq lists its product as uncharacterized. The coding region runs from base 1 to 1128 and encodes 375 amino acids. The record is from RefSeq and is a predicted model, not a curated record. The transcript is spliced from 4 exons. NCBI's taxonomy places the organism in Eukaryota, Metazoa, Arthropoda, Insecta, Hymenoptera, Apidae.